AUGUAUUCAAUAUCUCAAUACAUAGUAAUCAAUAUUUGCUGUCAUUGUCAUCAAGGAUGGUCUGGAAAUCGAUGUGAUAUCUAUAAUCAUUGUCAUUGUUAUUCUGGAUUUGUAUGUAUUGGUCGAGGACGAAAAAAUAUUAAACCUAUAUGUUUAUGUCAAUUAGGAAGAAUAGAUUCACAAUGUUAUAUUUCAUAUUUAUCAUGCAAAAUAUAUCCAUGUCAAAAUCGUGGAAUAUAUAUUCCUCUUGAUGAUAAAAUUCUAUAUCGACGAUGUAUAUGUUCCGAAGAAUAUUUCGGAGUUCAUUGUGAAUAUCAUUCAUCACAGAUCAAUAUUGUAAUUAAUCAAACAAUUUUUAAACCAUCAUCAUCUAUUCUUCUCCAUUUAAUUACAUUAUAUGAAAAUAAAUCACAUGAACAUAGAACUUAUUUAAAACAUAUUCAUUUAUAUCAAGCAAAUUUAAUUGUCUAUCAUCCAAGACAUUUUUUACCAUCAAUGGGUUUUAUAGAAAUAUUUGAUAAUGAGAAAAUGAAAUCAAAUUAUUAUCUUUCAUUAUUAAUACUUAUUAAACCAAUGAAAAAUGAAAUAUUAUUUGUUAAACAAGAUGAAUGUUGUAAACAUAUUCGAGAUUAUUUAAUGAAACAAUAA
Rotaria sp. Silwood1 is the source of this 648-nucleotide messenger RNA. NCBI's taxonomy places the organism in Eukaryota, Metazoa, Rotifera, Eurotatoria, Philodinida, Philodinidae. The record is from the annotation of a GenBank genome assembly.